AUGAGGCGGAUACCAUAUGCUUCGGCAAUUGGCAGUCUCAUGUAUGCCAUGGUAUGUACCAGACCAGACAUUUGCUACUUAGUAAGGAUUGUCAGUAGAUAUCAGUCCAAUCCUGGACUUGAUCAUUGGUCAGCUGUGAAGAAUAUCUUAAAAUACCUUAGAAGAACUAAGAGUCUCAUGCUCGUUUAUGAAAGUGAUGAUCUGGUUCGAAUCGGAUAUACGGAUUCUGAUUUCCAAUCGGAUCUAGAUGCCAGGAGAUCUACAUCUGGAUAUGUGUUCAAACUCAAUGGAGGGGCAGUUAGUUGGAAGAAUGUAAAGCACAGUAGUACUGCUGACUCAACCAUGGAAGCAGAAUACAUUGCAGCCUCUGAGGCAGCAAAAGAAGUUAUUUGGUUGAGAAACUUUCUAAUUGAACUGGAGGUUAUGAAGCAUAUAGAUCGGCCUAUGACGCUUCAUUGUGAUAAUAGUGCGGCUAUAACCCAAACCAAGGACCCAAAAUUUCAUAAAGGAACAAGACAUAUUCAAAGGAAAUAUCAUGUGGUUCGUGAUAUAGUAAAGCAAGGAGAUAUACUUGUGGCCAAGAUUCACCUUGCUGAUCCAUUCAUAAAGGCUUUACCAAUCAAGAUGUUUGAUCGUCAUAUGGAAAACAUGAGAGUUAGAUGUGAUUCGAAUUAG
Molecule: messenger RNA, 675 nt
Organism: Cornus florida
Lineage: Eukaryota; Viridiplantae; Streptophyta; Magnoliopsida; Cornales; Cornaceae
Product: secreted RxLR effector protein 161-like
Exons: 1
Coding region: 1-675 (224 amino acids)
Source: RefSeq, a predicted model, not a curated record